CUUGUCAUGUCAAGUUUCUAUACCAAGAAGUUGUUUCGCAAGUUAUUUUUAUCGAAUUUUGUUAGUUAGUAUUUAUUUACUAUGAUUUGAUAAGCGACGUGUUGCUGCAAAUCGUGGCAGUACAGAUUUGACCUGAAACGUGAAGUGUAGUGUGCUCGAUGGGCAUUUGCCUCGUCGCCUUAAAGCCAAGAACAAUAACUCUAAAAUGGGACAGUCUUCGGAAUACACGACUAAGUCAGAUCUGGAUGAGUACCGCUUGAUUUCGAACGACUCCAAGCCCCCCGACAUCAAGUAUGGCAAGGAAAGCUCAUGGGUGGCCGGCGUGCAAAUGUUCGUCUCCUUCCUGCUCGCUGGUUUCGGCAUGGUGGCCGCCAGCCUGCUGCUCGACGUGGUGCAGCAUUGGCCAGUCUUUAUCCAGAUAUCAGAAGUGUAUAUCCUCGUGCCAGCACUACUGGGACUUAAGGGAAACCUAGAAAUGACGUUGGCCUCGCGGCUGUCCACUCAUGCACACUUGGGUCAUCUGGAAUCUAGUCUGGGAUCAUUGGUAGUGGGCAAUCUGUGUCUUGUGCAAUGUCAAGCCGUUUUAGUUGGUUUCCUAGCAGCCAUGGCUGCCGUGGCUAUGGGCUGGAUACCUGAUGGAGACUUUGAUAUUCACCAUGCAUUGUUGUUGUGUGCGUCUAGUGUUCUAACAGCUUCAUUUGCCAGUUUUGUGUUGGGGUUGAUCAUGAUUGGUGUGAUUGUUAUUUCUAAAAAAGUUAAUAUAAAUCCCGAUAACAUUGCCACCCCUAUAGCAGCCAGUCUGGGAGAUUUGACAACCUUGGCACUAUUGUCUUGGAUAGCAUCUUUGUUGUACAGAUCAAUUGGCACAAGUGUGAUUUUACCAUCUAUUAUUAUCAUUGUUGGCGCAGCACUUGUUCCGGUUUGUGGUUAUGUCGCUUGGAAGAACAAAUUCACCCGGCAAGCUUUGGAUGAAGGAUGGGUACCUGUGGUUUCUGCUAUGGUGAUAAGCAGUGUUGGGGGUCUUAUAUUGGAUUAUACUGUUUCUAACUACAAAGGCAUUGCAGUGUUUCAACUGGUCAUCAAUGGUAUUGGAGGCAACAUGGUGGCUGUGCAUGCAUCACGGCUGUCCACCAUGUUACACACUGGAGAGAAGGAGACUGCUGUCAUCAGUGGCACAACAAAACUAUUGCUGCUGAUGGUGAUACCUGGCCAGCUGAUAUUCAUUUAUACAAUAGGCUAUUUAAAGGCUGGUCAUACAUCCGUUACACCUAUUUUUAUCCUAAUCUAUAUGUCAGCUGCACUAUUGCAAGUAUUUCUGUUGUUAACCAUCAGUCAUUACUUGGUGAUGUUGAUGUGGAAGCUAGGGAUGGAUCCAGACAACUCUGCAAUCCCGUACUUGACAGCCCUUGGAGACUUACUUGGCACUGCCCUUCUUGGUGUGGCUUUCCACAUAUUAUAUGCUAUAGGAGAUAAGGAUAGUGAUUUAGGUGAUUAAAUUGUACAUACUUAGUGAGGGCUCAAAAUAGUAAUCUAGUUUUGUAAAGAGAAAAAUGAUGGGCAUUUCUAAAUUAUGGUGCCAUGGAAUCUUGUUACUUAUUUUGUACUUAAAGACUUGUACAUUUUGAUACAAUACCAAAUUUUGUUCUUAAUUAUAAAGAGGCCUAUAUAAAUGUAAGUACAAUAAUUUAUUAUGAAGUUAUUGUUAUUUAUGACUGACUGUGAGUCAACUGCUCUAACUCAUAUCUUGUAAUGUUAUCAAUUUGAAUAACUCAUAAGUUAUAUUAUUAUAGAAACUAUACUUAAUGUAUGUUGUUUUUUGGUGCUACUACUUACUGUUAAUACAUAUUUUUAUACAAAUUCCUUAAAAAGUACCACUUCUCAAUAAAUGUUUAUUUAAUCU
Pectinophora gossypiella (pink bollworm) is the source of this 1900-nucleotide messenger RNA. RefSeq names its product solute carrier family 41 member 1-like. The record is from RefSeq and is a predicted model, not a curated record. Gene Ontology annotation, molecular function: monoatomic cation transmembrane transporter activity. Bases 206 to 1495 code for a protein of 429 amino acids. Gene Ontology annotation, biological process: monoatomic cation transport. Lineage: Eukaryota; Metazoa; Arthropoda; Insecta; Lepidoptera; Gelechiidae. The transcript is spliced from 2 exons. Gene Ontology annotation, cellular component: plasma membrane.